Micromonas commoda is the source of this 684-nucleotide messenger RNA. RefSeq lists its product with no specific name. The transcript has a single exon. Lineage: Eukaryota; Viridiplantae; Chlorophyta; Mamiellophyceae; Mamiellales; Mamiellaceae. The coding region runs from base 91 to 627 and encodes 178 amino acids. The record is from RefSeq and is a predicted model, not a curated record.
CACCAGUGUCUGGCGGACCCGAGCGACCCGAACCGACGGGUCCGAAUCGUUCAGCGCGUCGCGUUGGACACAGCUGUGCGCGAACAUCGAAUGAUCUCGUGCGACGUGUGGGUGGAGCACCGCGCCAAGUCGUGCCCGCGCGGGUUCAGCGGCGAGCCCCGGGUGGACACGAUCGCGCCGAACGGCAAGGCGUGGGUCGGUGCCACGUCUGAUGCCACGUCGGUUGCCACGUGGCGCCUUGAGUGGCCCGUCGUCGAUCCGGGCCCGGACGCGAAGGACGGCGGGUCGACGUUUCGAGUCGAGGAGGGCGCCUUCGCGAAGGAGGGUGCCGUCGGGGGUGCCGAGGGUGCCGUCGGGGGUGCCGUCGCGGUGGCGGGAAACCCCGCGGCGAACGGCGUCGGCCAGCUCCUCCGCCUUCCCGGGGGUGCGUGGGCGUACUGCGGCGCCGACCCCUCCGCUCCGAAUGCGGGUACGAUCGUCGUCGAGUGCGGGUACGAUCCGAGGGCGGGCACAGGCGCCGGCGCGUUCGAACGCGCGGUGGCGUCGCGGCGGUACGACGUGGCCACGGGCAAGUUGGUUCGGGUGACGCUGGGGCGGGAGAGGCUGGUGGACGCGGCGCGGGGUUAGUCGAUCGAUGUACGAAGGUAACAUUGAAUAACUCUGAGAAAUUCGAUUUGUUAUUUG